This is a messenger RNA of Folsomia candida, 1651 nucleotides long. RefSeq lists its product as uncharacterized. The transcript has 3 exons. Lineage: Eukaryota; Metazoa; Arthropoda; Collembola; Entomobryomorpha; Isotomidae. Gene Ontology annotation, molecular function: protein binding. Bases 269 to 1093 code for a protein of 274 amino acids. The record is from RefSeq and is a predicted model, not a curated record.
UCAAUUAAUUUUAUCAGUUAUCCGCUACUUUAGUGAUGACCCUACCUCCAUCAUUAACUUCCCUGUGCUCAUUAUUAGCCAGUACGUUCAGUUGAGCAGUGAAGAGCAAAAAUGUCCCCUAACUGUUUGCGUCUCGUUUCCAUUCUUACUUUGAUCCACAUCAUUGACUUGCCAACUACUUCCGCAAAUACCAAUACCGAAUAUCUCCUCGCCCAACUAUCUCCCACCAAACUACCCACCAGACGUCGCGGUCCGGCAGUCUCAUUUGAUGGAAACGAUUCAAUUUACUCGUUUGGAGGCUACUUCUACGACUACCCUUGCGGCGGAUGUUACAAUUAUUAUGACCAAAUUUACAAAUACAACAUCAGACGCCAUAGCUUUAGCGGCUAGACUGCCCGUUGGGAUUUAUGCUGGCAGUACGAUAUCCGAUUCUGUUGGGAACAUUUAUUAUUUUGGUGGUAGUACGAGAUCUACUCGGAAUAGGGUUGUCUAUAAAUUUAACCCGAACACUACCCAAGUCACACAAGUUGGUGAAUUACCGUUAGAACUGAGCAAUGCCAUCAAGGUGGAUGAUAGCAGAGUGUUUUUAUUUGGACAUACAUUUCUUGAUCAUUCUUCAAUUGUUGGGUUUGAUUUGGUUAGUUAUGAAUCAACAAUUGUUGGAGAUUUGGGGUAUAAUUGUACCAAAGCGCCAGGAAUUAGGUACAAGGAUGACCUGUGGAUAUUAUGCAGCUCGACUUUAAACCCAACAUCCACAACAAUGUUGCGAUACAAUUUAAUAAAUGGGGUAACUACAGCUGUAAAAUCGUUUCCAUAUCUGGCAGAAACACCAAGUCUAGUUUGGGAUGAAGAGUCCACCCCAUACAUCACAGAGGGUCACCAAUACCCAGGCGACUUUGUGAUCAAGUACGACUUGGAGAAGCCGUCAGAUAUUCAUUUUAUCCAAGUUAAAAUGUAUCCUGGCAACGCGACCUACUAUUACACCGGGAUGGGUGGAGUUUACGUAAAGAAGCUGAAUCGUAUCUACCUCUUUGGGGGAUUAGUGAGUAUCCCCUUAUUCAGCGGAUGGAAGAAUGACAUUCACACACAUUGAUCUACCACGGAAGGAAGUUCCAUUUCAAGUUAACUGUUCCGGAGAAGGUGAAGAUGGCAGAGUGUACCCACAUCCCACUAAUUGCUCACAAUACGUGAUUUGCUUAUCCCAAGAACUUUUUGAACAAAGUUGUUUAAAUGGGGAAAUGUUUGACCCGGUUGAUUUGGUUUGUAAGGAUCAAGAACUUGUAGAUUGUGAGAUGAAUUGUGUGGGAAAGAUGAGAGGAUUUUACCCAAAAGUGGGAAAUUGUUCACAAUUCGUAACUUGUGAAGCGGGCAAAACAACACUGAAUGACUGUCCAAAUAAUCUUUUGUUUGAUAAGCACUGGUUACGAUGCAAUUUUAGGGAUUUGGUAAAGUGAUAAAUAUUCAUGUUAUGAUGGCCUGUAAAUUUGUUGGUAUAAAAUAAAGGUCAAUUUGUGAGUGAAAAUUAAUAACACAAUUAUUUUAUUUUACAAAAUUGACAGUUAGCUUUUCUACGUUUUGAUAAUUUCCGCAAAGCUCCGUAUCUCUUGCAAGUGAGCAAAAUUUUUAAGAUGCAAAUAAACAAUGUAAAAAC